Messenger RNA from Gongylonema pulchrum, 1074 nucleotides. The record is from the annotation of a GenBank genome assembly. NCBI's taxonomy places the organism in Eukaryota, Metazoa, Nematoda, Chromadorea, Rhabditida, Gongylonematidae.
GACACCACUCAAACUGUCGCAGCAGUACCAUCGCAGUGCUCAUCACUUCCAGAAAGUCACAAACUCGUCGAUGCUUUCGGCCGACAACAUAAGUAUCUCAGGAUAUCGCUGGUCGAGAAAUGCAACUUGCGAUGUCGAUACUGCAUGCCGGAGGAAGGCGUACAAUUGAGUGCAAGCGAUAAAAUCAUGCGUCUAGAAGAAAUCGUUCGCUUGGCAACAGUUUUCGCUGAAAGUGGUGUAAAAAAGAUUCGAUUAACUGGAGGCGAACCAACGCUACGGAAAGAUCUAGUAGAAAUAGUUGAAAUAAAUGGAAUUGAGCAUGUCGCAAUGACCACUAACGGAAUAGCAGCAAGAAGAAAACUUGAAACGCUCGCAAAAAACGGUUUGCGAAGUGUUAAUAUAAGUUUGGAUACGCUGGAUCCGGAGCGAUAUUUGGAGGUGACCAGGAGGAGAGGUCUUAAUGAAGUGCUGAGAACAAUUGAACUGGCCAUCAGUAUAUUUGGAUUUGUCAAGAUAAACAGCGUUGUUAUUCGAGAUUUCAACGAUGACGAAGUACCGGCAUUCGUGCGGCUAACACAAAACAAGAUAAACAACGUUGUUAUUCGAGAUUUCAACGAUGACGAAGUACCGGCAUUCGUGCGGCUAACACAAAACAAGAACAUUGAAGUGCGUUUCAUAGAAUACAUGCCAUUUAUGGGGAACAAUUUCACAACGAAAAAAUUGAUAUCAUAUAAGGAAUUGUUAAAAAGAUUGGACGGAGAAUUCCCACAAAUUUUGAAGAUCGCGAAUGAGCCGAACAGUACAGCGAAGAUCUACAAGGUGCAGGGGUUUCGAGGCACUUUCGGAUUCAUAUCGUCGAUGACGGAGCACUUCUGCGGAAGUUGUGAUAGGCUUCGCAUCACCGCUGACGGCAAUCUGAAGGUGUGUCUACAUGGGAGUAGUGAGGUUUCGCUUCGAGACAUAUUACGCAGCGGUGGUACCAAUGAGGAUAUCAGAAGAACCAUUAUUGAAGCUGUGAAACGCAAGAAGGAACGGCAUGCCGGUUCGCAUUUAUAUUCCAUUGAAUCAUUCUAG